This is a messenger RNA of Ipomoea nil (Japanese morning glory), 1539 nucleotides long. RefSeq names its product B3 domain-containing protein Os01g0234100-like. Lineage: Eukaryota; Viridiplantae; Streptophyta; Magnoliopsida; Solanales; Convolvulaceae. Bases 195 to 1445 code for a protein of 416 amino acids. The record is from RefSeq and is a predicted model, not a curated record. Gene Ontology annotation, molecular function: DNA binding. The transcript is spliced from 6 exons.
CCCGCUUCCUUCUACAACAUUCAUGUCUGCUAUACAAACUUCCCAAAGCUCUGCAUUUCAAACCAAACGGUCUGUCUUCUACCCAUACCCGUUUUCAAAUCAGUGUGAGAGCUUCUCUUCUCCGUAUCCCCAUUUCUUCCCUCCAUUCAUCCAGAAACAGUCCCUCCAACUCUUCUUCUUCCCAGCUUGAGAAGAUGAAGGCAUUGACGGACAACAAGAAGGUGGUCAAUAGAGGGUCUCCUCCUCUCAAGAAAAGCAAAAUGUUGGUUAAGGCUAGAAGUGAAGUUGUUAAGAAGGAGUAUAUGUGUGUUGAUGAAAACUCCUUGGCUAUGAGGAGAGCCCAAGAACUUCAAGCGAAUCUUUCGCCCGAAUUUCCUAGUCUAGUGAAGUUCAUGCUCCAUUCUCAUACUACUGGUGGAUUUUGGUUGGGUCUGCCCAAAAAAUUCUGUGCUUCUCAUCUGCCAAACCACAAUGCUGCUAUUGUUUUGGUGGAUGAAAAUGGAGAGGAAAUGGAGACGAGGUACCUUGUGCAAAAGUGUGGACUUAGUGCAGGAUGGAGAGGCUUUUCCCUGGCACACAACUUGAUUGCUGGGGAUGUCGUAGUUUUUCAACUAAUCGAACCUUUCAAGAUGAAGGUAUACAUUGUUAGGGAAAAUGGCUUAACAGAUGUUGCUGGAGCCAUCAGUCUUCUAAAUUUAAGUCAUUCUGCACAGCCAAUUGCAAGUGAGGGUUUACUGCAGCAAAACGAAGACACUAAGGAGAACGUGAUGAGAAUUUGCGAUCCUGCAGACCAAGGUGAUGAUCAGCAGGGAGAAAUCUCUACCUCGGACCACUUCCUCGAAUCAAACUUGUCGGGCAAUGAUAUUGACAACAACAGCCCCCGGACAUCUUCAAAUGGUCUCAGAUUUGCAGAGGCUGUUGUCGAUUUUGCACAAGUGGAAGACUUCGAGGGCUUCAACAUCGUUGUCAACAACAUAGUUAUAGAUUCUGAGAUCCCCGAAGCUCAUAGGCUCAAGUACUACGAGCUCUGCUGCAGCCGCAAGGCAUACCUUCACGAGAGCCUUCUAGAUGGGCUGAACUAUAAGCUAAUUGCGGGGGCAAUAACAGAAACUGUGAACAUCGCGGAUGCCAUCCGAGCUGCCAGGCUCACGACGGGUUGUGAACUUUUGGAAGUAUGGGACGCGACUCUGAGAGGGAUUGAGCAGUUUGGCAUACAAGUGGGGUUCUUGCGCGAUAGGAUAAGCAAGCUCGUGAGGCUAUCGGGGGAUGUUGUUGCCUCGAAGAAGAAAGAAAAGGCGGUAGCUGAAGCGGAGAUGACGGAUCUCCGGGGCAAGAUGUGGAGGGUGAGAGAAGUGAUUGAUAAUUUGGAUACAGAGAUCCAGGCUUAUAGCAGCAAGGAGAGGGUAGAGGAGCUUUUCAAGGAUGCUGCAAAUGCUGCAUGGUGAAAAAAGCUUUCUCUGUGCUGCUUUAAAGGAUUGUACCUUUGUAGAUAUAGUAAAUUCUCUGGGCUCUCAUAUUGUUGGAGAUGCUCUAACAGCA